AUGCUCGGCCUUCUCAAUCCGUUGAAAUGGCCUGUGUGGCCUGCCAUGUGGGCCUGCCUCUCCGCCCUCACCGCCCGCAUCAGGUUGCUCUUUUCCAGACCCAGCCCCCCAGUUGGUAGCAUCACCUUGAAAAAUAUCCUUUGUAUAGAUGUCGAGGACGAUGAAGCCUCAUAUCGAGUACGGAAAAGAUCACGCGUGGUAUAUGUGUAUCUUCUCGGCCCCGAUAUAAUCCCAAGGGACUUCCAGUACGGCUACAUGCUCUGGGAAUCUCUGCAGAAACUUCCGAAAUGGGACGAGGAGUGGACCUCGCUCACCGUAAGGAAGACUCCUCACGGCAUUGAAAGCACACUCGAUGAAACCCCCCCGCAUGGUUUGGAUCUUAAACAGCUUGAUAUCCCUGAUUCUAUGGCCUUCAUUGAACAUUCAGAUUUGACAAUAUUAACUGGAAUCGGCGAAAGAUUGUUUCGUGUCUUGUGUGGUGGUGAAAGUCUCCUAUUGAAAGUCGCACCAUUUCCAUUCGAACUUCGCUACCUGACGACAGAGGUUUCCACGUACAUGAAGCUGGCGGCCUCUGGUUUUCCUUUGGCCCCAAAGUUUUACGGUCUGGUCUAUGAGGGAACUAGAGACCGCGUCACUGGCUUUUUGAUGGAAAUUAUUCGUGGGAGAUAUCCAACCAUGGAAGAUCUUGGCGAGUGUGAAAAGGCGCUUCACAUGCUACACGAAUAUGGAUUCAUUCAUAAAGAUAUAAAUAAGUUCAACUUCUUUAUCACUGAUCAUGGUGUAAGGAUUCUUGACUUUGAGACUGCUGUCCUCAAAAGCGAUGCAGACCCAGGGGCAGCAGACGCGGAGAUGAAAUCUCUUCCAACCAUAAUUCAAGAACAACUAACUUUUCGCGGACCCUGGGAGUUUUGCUAA
This is a messenger RNA of Ophidiomyces ophidiicola, 915 nucleotides long. RefSeq lists its product as uncharacterized. Lineage: Eukaryota; Fungi; Ascomycota; Eurotiomycetes; Onygenales; Onygenaceae. The coding region runs from base 1 to 915 and encodes 304 amino acids. The transcript has 2 exons. The record is from RefSeq and is a predicted model, not a curated record.